Molecule: messenger RNA, 1271 nt
Organism: Anneissia japonica
Lineage: Eukaryota; Metazoa; Echinodermata; Crinoidea; Comatulida; Comatulidae
Product: peroxisome assembly protein 12-like
Biological process (GO): protein monoubiquitination; protein import into peroxisome matrix
Cellular component (GO): peroxisomal membrane; peroxisomal importomer complex
Molecular function (GO): protein binding; zinc ion binding; ubiquitin-protein transferase activity
Source: RefSeq, a predicted model, not a curated record
AGACUCUGUACCCAGUCGCUGUGUGUAAAAAGUCUCUACCAACGAAACAUCCCCCAGGGCAUCCGUCCAGGCCUGGUCCCGAGUAACAUGAGCUAAGCUAUUAAAAGUUCCUAUGGCCUAGACAAUGUAUUGAUUGGAGGAACCAAUUGAAAGUGAGGCUUAGAAGUUAGACUAACGUCAUGUGCCUUCAUUGUACAGUAAUUGCAUUUUUAAUGAGGUAAGAAAAAGGAGAUGGCAGAAUUUGGUGCCCAUUUGACAGGCGCUGUGCAAAACACCCGGCCAACAUAUUUUGAGGUGAUCGCUCAGGAGGGUUUGAUGAUAGCAUUGCGGCCUGCUAUGCAACAUACAUGCAAGGUGUUAAAUUGAGCAACCUCACCAAAGCUGAUAUGCUGAACCUUAUGGUAAAGAAAGAAACUGAGAUUCCAAACACAACCAGUUGGACAAGUAAACUAUUAAUAUACUGUAGGCGGUUCCUUGCUCUCUCAGCUCAAGGUAUUUCUCAAGGACUUUCCGUGGCUGUAUUUUUCCUGCAGUUUCUAGAAUGGUGGUAUGCCAGUGAAAAUGAGCAAUCCAGGGUUGCCUUAACCUCGCUCCCUACUCCUCUACCACCCUCAUGUAUUAAAGAUAAAAGUGUUAAGUUUGGAGGCGACAUUUGCCCCAUCUGUGAGAAACCAAGAACUAAUGACACUGCCCUCUCUACUUCAGGGUAUGUUUUUUGUUAUCCCUGUAUCUAUGCUUACAUCAAGAAGCACCAGAGAUGCCCAGUAACCAGGUAUCCUACACUCCACCAACAUCUCAUCAAGCUCUACCCACCUGACUAACAUUGUGUUCUAUAGUAUAAACCCGACUAACAUAAAUGUUGUACACACCUGUUGUAGUGUAGUGUUUUACAAAAACCUGACAUAAUGUUCUGCACACCUGAAUACCGUUGGUAAUAAAAUACAAUGAUUAAUAGGGAAAAGGAUGAUAAAGUCUAGAGAAACAACUACUAUCGAAGUAGUUGUAUAAACAAGGGGUUAUCAUUUAUCACUGAUUUAAGUUAUUUUAAUUCGUCCUUAUCAACAGGAAAACAUUUUGGUCAAACCAGAAUUUCAAAAUACUGAAGUAGGUCUGCCUCUACAUAGCUUCUCAAUCCUAAUUUCCUUCUGCUACAAUCGUGAUUAUAUAAUUUGGCUAAUAGAAGGUUUUCAAGAGUAAUUAUAUAUAAAUAUUUAUGUAAAUACAAGAAUUUUUAAUCAAUGAGUUGAAUAAAGAUACUGAUGAAAUACUGA